Molecule: messenger RNA, 2774 nt
Organism: Alosa alosa (allis shad)
Lineage: Eukaryota; Metazoa; Chordata; Actinopteri; Clupeiformes; Clupeidae
Gene: cep83
Product: centrosomal protein 83
Exons: 16
Coding region: 88-2325 (745 amino acids)
Cellular component (GO): centrosome
Source: RefSeq, a predicted model, not a curated record
UGUUACGGUAGUUGGUGGAACGCUAGUAGCUUGCUUGCUAGCUAACUUGAGGAAGGGGAGUCCUCUCAGCCUGAGGAGGAGGGCAGGAUGAACCCCUUGGCGCUGGCACAGUCCAUGCCUCCCCUUGUGCUCCCUAGCCUGGAUAUGGGGAGCAGCAAGCAGCCCACCGGUCUGCUCGGGGCGUCUCUGGGCCUGGGCUCUUCCGACAUGGAGCUGCAAAAGAUGCUGAUCGACGAGAGGAUGCGCUGCGAACACCACAAGACCAACUACCAGACCCUCAAAGCUGAGCACACCAGGCUGCAGGAUGAGUACACGCGCGCCCAGACUGAGCUGAAGCGGCUGCUGACGGACAAGCAGACCUCGCAGGAGAAGCUGCAGCUGCUGAUGACUGAGCUGCGGGGAGAACUGCUGGACAAAACCAGACAGAUGGAGGAGCUGCGGCUACAGAUCAUGACUCCCCAGAGGCAGGAGCUGCUGAGGGCUCAGAUUCAGCAGGAGCUGGAGGUGCCCAUGAGGGAGCGCUUUAACAAACUGGAGGAGGAGGCAGAGAAGUAUCGUUCAGAGUAUAAUAAGCUCAGAUAUGAGCUCACCUACCUCAAGUCCGAGCUUCACCAGCAGAGGGAGGAGCAUACUCGGGUCCUGGAAGAGAGAAAGAUGCGAUAUGACGCUGAGGUGUCUCGUCUGGAGCAGGAUAAGGAGCAGCUGGCGGCCCAGCUGCAGAGUGGCGACCCGGCGCGGGACGGCCGGCGUGUGGAGGCCCUGCUGCGCGAGAAGGCCCAGCUGCACCAGCGGCUCAAGGGCCUAGAGAGCGAGGUGGCUCAGCUCCGUGCUGAGAGGGACAGCUCCGGCUCCCAGGCCGAAAACGUGCAGCGCAUCCAGAUGCGCCAGCUAGCCGAGUCCCAGGCUUCGGUCAAGGCCUUGGAGGCGGAGAAGCAGUCGGUGCGGAUGCAGCUGGAGAGGGUGGAGAACGAGCUGCAGCUCAGCCAGGAGCAGAACUCACAGCUCACCACCCGGUUGCACAAGGCUGAGAGAGAGGUCAACAUGCUUACCAGCCAGGUGGAGGGAAUGAAGCACAGUCACAAGCUUGAGGUGACCAACGUGAAGCUGGAGUGUGUGAGAGCCAAAGGAGAACUGGAGAGAGAGAGGGACACACUACAGAGCCAAGUGGAUGGCUUGCAGUCUGAUCUGGAGGUGUUGCGGAUGGCGGUGGAGAGGAACAAGGAGCUGCUGGCGGAGAAGGAGAGGGAGAUGGUGCGUCGGGUCCAGGUAGCCCGCGAGGAGGAACUCCACAAAAUGGCCGCCGUGCAAGAAGAGAAGCUUGAGAUGGACAACCGCUUGGCGGAGCUGGAACAGCAGAGGGCGCUACAUGAGGCAGCAGCCAACUCACAGAGAGACGAGUGGGAGGAGCGUAUCCGUAGCAGCCAGCUGGGGGAGGAGUCUGCGCGCAAGGAAGCACACAGUCUCAGGAUGAAAGUGCAACAACUUGGUGUUCAGGUGGAGGAGCUUGAAAGACAGCAGUCAGAGAACUUAGAGCUGAGACAGAGGAACCAGGAGCUGAACACCCAGCUGGGUGCGCUGUCCCAGUCGGAGAGCGAGCUUCUGGACACCAACCAGCGUCUGAGGGAAAGCCUGGAGCGCGUGAGAGAGGAGCUGAGGAACACCCGUGGCCAGAUGGACAAGACCCAACAGGAGGCCGAGAGGCUGGUGGAGGAGAGGCGUGUGGAGUGGCUGGAGGAGAAGCACAAGCUGCAGGAGCAGGAGGCUGAGCUCCAGGAGAAGCAUAACCAGGCCAAGGAUCGCCUGCAGAGGGCAGCACUGGCCCAGAAGAAGAGGAAAGCCAUGUCGGAGGCCAAGGAGAAGAAACUGCUGGAUAAGAUCCAGCUCUUGGAGGCCAAAGUGGAGGAGCUGGAGAUUGAAGUUAGCACAGCCAAAAAGAGAUCCUACUCAGACGAGCAUGCUCAGAUGCACCGGCGACUGAAGGAGCUGCAGCGGCGCCACAGCGAGUUCCGCAGGCUGCUGCUGGGACAUCAGUUCUCCUCCACCCCUGUGCCCCCCUCAGUACUGCUCCCAGGGUCUGAGACGCUCCUUCCCAACCUACAGGACGAGCAGCAUCAGAGGGAGCUGUCAGUGCUGCGGCGCCGCCUGGAGGAACUGGAGUGCAGUCAGCAGCAGCAGCUGGAGGAGCUGGGCCCCCUUCUGGACCGAGACCGGGACCGAGAGCGCGACUUCAGCCUCAGGGACGGGGGCAUCAGCCCGCGGGACUUCCACCGGGGCAUCCCACUGCACAGCAGCCUCAGCUCACGCGAUGCCCUGCCCGACCUUUGACCUUCAGUUGACCCUUAUGACCCCUGACUUUAAGACAUGGACUAAAUUACUCAUGGAUUUUUUUUUAUAUAAAAAAAACAGCACAAACAAACAAACAAAAACAAAAAUAACCAGUCAUUGCAUGUAUGUGUGCCAAAGGCUGAAGACUUGAAAAGAUCUCUGCACUUGAGUGUGUGGUAAUGGGUCCACCGCCCUCCGCCCAUUUUUUAAAAUUGAAUCAGUGUUUUGUAUGGUUGCACUAUUUAAGCCUGUCUUUAAGACACAUGUUUUACAGCUAGAAAUGUCUCCCCACUUGCAUUCAGGGAUUUCAAACAAGUAUAGGUUUUUGGCUUGUUCAAAUAGUCAACAGGCUUCAGCAUGUUUGUUGGGGUCUGAUGUACAUAUAGUGGUAUGUGAAUCCUCUGGGACGUUGUUUUUGACUGUUUUAAGUAAAGAUGAAUUUAUACUGA